Alligator sinensis (Chinese alligator) is the source of this 2768-nucleotide messenger RNA. RefSeq names its product RAR related orphan receptor C (gene RORC). Bases 230 to 1858 code for a protein of 542 amino acids. NCBI's taxonomy places the organism in Eukaryota, Metazoa, Chordata, Crocodylia, Alligatoridae. Gene Ontology annotation, molecular function: zinc ion binding; nuclear receptor activity; RNA polymerase II cis-regulatory region sequence-specific DNA binding. The record is from RefSeq and is a predicted model, not a curated record. The transcript is spliced from 11 exons. Gene Ontology annotation, biological process: regulation of transcription by RNA polymerase II. Gene Ontology annotation, cellular component: nucleus.
GGUUCCUAGCUCCCCGAUUCGGAUUCUUCUCAGCCUCGCUGGCAGUUUUUCCUGGGAGCUUCCACCUGAAAUGCAGCUGCUUCUGGGGUGGGAUGUGUCAGCUCACAGGAGCAGGGGAGGGUGGCUCUGAUCCAGCUGGGCGGGUAAGGGGUUGCCCAGUGCAAAGGGGUGUGCCCAACUCAGUGAGCACAGAGACUGCCGUGUGUCCGGGAACGUUGGGAAGCCUGCCAUGGCAAUCCUGGCAGGAAAAGCCUCCCUGGGCAGCGGCCCCGGAAGAGCCCCAGAGCCAGGGGUGGGCUGGACAGGAGCCGGAAGCCGAGAAAGAGGUCUGGCUGCCAUGAAGAAGACCCACACAUCCCAAAUCGAAGUGAUUCCGUGCAAGAUCUGUGGGGACAAGUCCUCGGGGAUUCAUUACGGCGUCAUCACGUGUGAGGGCUGCAAGGGCUUUUUCCGUAGGAGCCAGCAAGGCAAUGUCACCUACUCCUGCACCCGCCAGCAGAACUGCCAGAUUGACCGGACCAGCCGCAACCGUUGCCAGCACUGCCGCCUCCAGAAAUGCCUCAGCCUCGGCAUGUCCCGGGAUGCCGUCAAGUUCGGGCGCAUGUCCAAGAAGCAGCGCGACAGCCUCCACGCUGAAGUGCAGAAGCAACUGCAGCAGCAGCAGCAGCAGCAGGGUGGGGAGGCGGCCAUGGCCUCUGCAUACGCCCUGGGCCUGGCCAACGGGCAGCUUAAGUUGGCCUCGGACCCUGACCUGCUGGAGGCCUCGGCCUGCCCUGGUGCCCUCCUAGCUGAGCAGGCACGGCUCGGCCGGGUGCCCGAAGAACCACCAGCGCUGGCCUUCUCCAACGGACUGGCCAAGGCCCACGGCCGGCUGGGUGGUGACCCGCGUGGCCCCUUUGCCAGGGAGUACAGCCCCGAGCGCAUCAAGAUGGAUGCCCGGGGCAGCAUCUUCUAUGGGCCGGAUGCCCAGGCCUCGCCCGACCCCACCAGGCUGGACAUAGGGGCCAAGCGGGGCCUGGGCAGCGGCAACCCCGGGGAGUCCGUCGACUUCUACACCAGCCCCAGCUUCACCAGCAUCUUGGAGUCUCCCCACUCCUCAGUGACUGAGAUCGAGCACCUCACCCAGAAUGUCCUCAAGUCGUACCGCGAGACCUGCCAGCUGCGCCUGGAGGACCUGCAGCUCCUGCGCUGGGAGACCUUCUCGCGGGAGGAGGUCAGCACCUACCAGAAGAAGUCCAUGGAGGAGAUGUGGGAGCGCUGCGCCUGCCGCAUCACCGAGGCCAUCCAGUACGUGGUGGAGUUUGCCAAGCGCAUGGGCGGCUUCAUGGAGCUGUGCCAAAAUGACCAGAUCGUGCUGCUCAAAGCAGGCGCCAUGGAAGUGGUGCUGGUGAGGAUGUGCCGUGCCUUCAACUCGGAGAACAGGACGGUCUUCUUCGAGGGCAAAUACGCUGGCCCGGAGCUCUUCAAGUCCCUUGGCUGCAACGAGCUGAUCAACUCCAUCUUCGACUUCGCACAUGGGCUCUGCUCCCUGCACUUCACUGAGAACGAGAUCGCGCUCUUCACUGCCCUCGUGCUCAUCAACGCCAACCGCCCAUGGCUGCAGGAGAAGGGCAAGGUGGAGCGGCUGCAGGACAAUCUGGAGCUGGCCUUCAAACACAUGCUGCGCAAGAGCCACCGUGAGGGCCUCCUGGCCAAGCUGCCGCCCAAGGGCAAGCUGCGCAGCCUGUGCUGCCAGCACAUGGAGAAGCUGCGCUCCUUCCGGCAGAUGCACCCAAUCGUGGUCCACGCCGUGUUCCCCCCGCUCUACAAGGAGCUCUUCAGCGCCGAGGGUGAGCCGCAGGGCCUGGUGGCCGAGUGACCAGCAUCCAGCAAGGCUUGGCCCUGCUCCAGCCAGGGGAUGGGGGCUGGACGCCUGGGUUCUGCCCCCAUCGAAUCAGUUCCCUUCGUUCUGGGCCUCAGAAGCAGGAAAAGAGGGGCAUUCCCUACCUCACUGCGCUGAAGGACGCUCACGAUGCACUUUGAGGGGCCCCCACAAAAUCAGCUCCUUCUGGCUGAGGCGAACACCCCAUCCUCACAGCCCCAGGACAGGACCUGGUCCCCAGCUGGCGCGUGCUCGGUGCUGUACAUAGCAGAAGCCUCUACUGGGGGCUGGGGGCCUAUCUUAGCCAAGCAUCUCCUUACCUAGGAGGUUUGGGGCGGGGGGAGCAGUCUCUCCUUCUCCUCCCCACCUCCUGACUUUACUGUCAGUGUUUCAAGGCCAGCAGGUGUUUGUAUGCUUAGUAAGGUCUAUCUAGAUAUAUAUAUAUAUAUUGUAUAAAGUAAUAUAAAAGAUGCUAUUUUUGCAAGGGAGCCUGGCCCGGGGGGAGGGGGGACUGAUCAGGCUGCUUGUGUACAAGGGGUCAAUACGAUGCUUUCAUACAGCUCCUGGCACCUGGUCGGAGCGGUCCAAGCCAAACCUCGAUGUUCCCCACACAGUGCCGGGAGCCUCCCCUGACUUCCAAGCAGCACAGGCAGGCAGUCUCCAUACACUCAGCCAAAGUUGCCUUGUGUGCCAGCCCCAUGCAUCAGGCCCUGUGCCCAGCCCACCCCUCUUUGGGUGUCGGCAUGGGACGGGAAGCUCUUGGUGCUGGGAGCUGUGGGAACAGGCCUCAAGGCAGCUCCUCCACCAGCUCAGUCAGUCUCUGUCUCGUUUAUAGCAGGACAUUUUCUGGGUGGAAAAAUGUUUUUUGCAUCCUGAAUUUCCCAGUGCAACUUCCUCAUUGGAAGAG